This is a messenger RNA of Amoebophrya sp. A120, 189 nucleotides long. The record is from the annotation of a GenBank genome assembly. NCBI's taxonomy places the organism in Eukaryota, Dinophyceae, Syndiniales, Amoebophryaceae.
AUGUUGUUAGGCAAGUCUGCCAAAAACACCGGCAACAACGGCUGGAAGAAAAGCCUGAAGCACUUCACCCAGGCCGAGGGUGAGAAUUUGGUCAAAGUCAUCCAGACCAACGUCAUCGACUUGAGCAAAGCCGUCAACGGUGGCUGGACCCUGUUGGACAACCUGCCGAACAAGAAGCUGACCAAGGAA